Messenger RNA from Anguilla anguilla (European eel), 2323 nucleotides. RefSeq names its product formyl peptide receptor 2-like. Gene Ontology annotation, cellular component: plasma membrane. The coding region runs from base 681 to 1736 and encodes 351 amino acids. The record is from RefSeq and is a predicted model, not a curated record. NCBI's taxonomy places the organism in Eukaryota, Metazoa, Chordata, Actinopteri, Anguilliformes, Anguillidae. Gene Ontology annotation, molecular function: complement receptor activity; G protein-coupled receptor activity. The transcript is spliced from 2 exons. Gene Ontology annotation, biological process: positive regulation of cytosolic calcium ion concentration; complement receptor mediated signaling pathway; phospholipase C-activating G protein-coupled receptor signaling pathway.
CAAAAGUGGCAAAAAUGGUUUUUGACCCAGCCCGCACUGUCUGAAUUUAAUAUAGAAAAUGGCGGGAAGCUUUAUUUAUCCACAGACGCUCAAAUGCGAACACGAGCACGUGGACCCAAUAAAAUAACAGUUUAACACACACCACACCGCUGAGUGUCAGUGUUAUACGUAGCAUAGUAUGAGCUGCAGUUUCCGCAGAACCGAACUUCUAUCUGAGGCCUUUCCGCUUCAAAUUAUUUGUGUUUCACUUAUUUAUUUAUUUUCUUUGUUUUGCCCAUUGACGCAGUGAACAGUCCUGUGGUUUCCUGUGGUGUGAACACGGCGGUUUUUCUUCUUUUUUUUUUUUUUUUUUUUUUUUAAGCUGCAAACAGCGAGUGACAUUAUGGGAACACUCGCUCUUUUAGACUGCACGCGCUCAGGCUAACUCAACAACACGAAGACCAGCGAACAGCGGCACACUUCACAGGAGCGCAAGCAUACGUCUAGCCACGCUAAAAUUUGAAUAUAUCUUUGAAGAGGCUAUGUGGAUCCAGGUUUCAUUGGCUUCAAACUGAUAUAGGAAAGACACACUCUCACACAAACACACAGACACUCACACACACUCUCUCUCUCUCACACACACACACACACAAACACACAGACACACACACACACACACUCUCUCACACACACACACACAGAUGGCUACCAGCAGCUCCCUUCCCUCGCCCCUCCCGGAAGCCCAGCUGGUAAAGUCUUCCUUGGACACGGUCGAUGACGUCAUGGACAAAGUGUCGAUCGUGCUGUACACGUUCACCAUCAUCCUGGGCGUCACGGGCAACGCGGUGGUCGUCUGGAUGGGCGGCUUCCGCCUGCCGCAGACGGUCACCAACGUGUGGCUGGUCAACCUGGCGGUGGCCGACCUGAUCUUCUGCCUGACCCGCAUCAUCUCGCUGGUCAAGAAGCUCUUCUUCGACUACUGGCCCUUCGGCGUCUUCCUCUGCAAGUUCAACGGCUUCUUCAAGUACGCCAACAUGUUCUGCAGCGUCUUCCUCCUCAGCACCAUCAGCGUGGACCGGGCGCUGUGCGUGUGGCGGCCCGUGCUCAUCAAAAAGCGCCGCACCCUGCACGUCGCCCGCCUGGUCAGCGUGGCGGUCUGGGUGCUGUCCGUGACUCUCAGCGCCCCCUACUUCUACUACCGAACCACCUACCCCAACAAGGACAACCUCCCCAAGUGCUCCAUGGAAGGGAAGGAGAGGGGAGGCGAAGCGUCGGCCAUGACGGCCUUGUACGUCCUGCGUUUCCUGUGCGGCUUCCUCCUCCCCUUCCUGGUGAUCCUGUGCUGCUACACGCUAGCCGCCCUGGGCAUACGGCGCACCAGGCUGUCCCGGAAGUCCAAGCCCCUCAAGAUCCUGGCCUGCCUCGUCAUCGCCUUCUUCCUGUGCUGGGCGCCCUACCACUGCCUCCUGCUGGCCAAGAUGGUGAACAGCAAGAACCGGGUGGUGAAGAUAGGCCUCCCGCUGGCCAAGGGGCUGGCCUACUUCAACAGCAGCGUCAACCCGCUGCUCUACUUCUUCAUGGGCCUGGACCUGCGCAAGCGCUUCCGGCAGAGCCUGGCCGAGGUGUACAGGAGAGCCCUGGCCGAGGGGGAGGGCCCCACCGGCCAAUCAGACGAGGGGCCCGUGGAGAGCUCCGCCCCCGCCACGCAGGCCAGGGCGGUGGGAGACAUCUCCAAGGCAAGCGUGGCCGUUUUAUGAUAGCUUAAAAUGGACGAAAAUGUCACGUAGUCGUGUACCGUUAAGUGCGUGACGGUGUAGCUGGAAAAUAUUGUCUUCCUAUCACAAGUCCCUGGCAAAUGCCUACAUGUCCAGAACCGAUGCAACCUUCUGUAACAAUUGUAUUGAUAUAUAUUUUUAUUAACUUUUUUCGUGAACCGUUAAACUGUGCCGUACGUAAUAUUGUUUUAUACUGCCGUAUACAGUGUUAUUUGGGUAUGUUGAAAGUGAUAUCGGAGGCACAGGAAGCACGGCCUAGUAUGUGUGUUUAUUUUAUUUAAUCAACUCCAGAAGGCCACAGCAUCGUUUCAUGAUGGUCAUUGUGAUGUCUUUCCAUGGUAAGAGUAAGAAUUUUGAGCUUGUGAUGAUAUUCUACUGCUUCUGAUGUUCUAAGAAAUCUGUGGUUGUAGUUCCUGUGAAACAUGAAGGUGUUCAAUCAAACGACAGUUCCUUAGUAAUCUUAGCUGUCAUGAAAAUAUGACAUGAAAAUAUGACUGCAUUUGAACCAGAUAUCUUCUCUUUUGUUGUGUUGAAAAAAUGAAAAUAAAAUGAUUGAUUGAUUUAUUUGA